AAAGAGAAUUGCGGAUAGAUAAAGAGACAGAAGAGGAUCAUCUGUCCGUAGGAGCAGACAAUCAGGUAUCACAUGUAUUUAAGUUUUCCUCGAAGCCAGCUGUAAAAGUGUAUGAACUGAUUUAAUAUAGUAUCAGAAUCUUCUGCAAUGCCACUGCAAGGUUUCAUGCAUGAUGUGGUUAUUACAAGUUCAUGUUGCAUAUUAGGAUUCUGUGUAAGAUAACGUCGAUUUAAAACAAACAUUUUAUCUGUUUCCAGUCAAUUCAUGUUAAUGCUUCGUUGUCUGUUCUUAGAAGAUUAUUAGCGCAGGUAGCAACAGACUCCUGCAUGCGCAUCUAUGCGCAGUGUCUGAAUACACACACACUCAUACACGAACAAUAUGCAUCCACUUGCAUAGCGCAUUGCUUGUUCAAUGACUCGAGAUGCGGAACACUUUCAGAUAUUGGUAAGGGGUUUUUUCCUGAGUGGAAAUCAACUAUACAAUGCCUUUAGGAGAGGAUGAAAAUGGAUGGAAAAAGAAGACAAAUGACAUCAAGGAAAAUUACGAUUUCAAGGAGGUCUUGGGGACAGGUGCGUUCUCUGAGGUGUUCCUGGCUGAGGAGAAGAAGACCCAGCGACUCGUGGCCAUUAAAUGCAUCCCUAAGAAAGCGUUGGAGGGAAAGGAGAACAGCAUUGAGAAUGAGAUUGCUGUGCUACACAGAAUAAAACAUGAGAAUAUUGUUUCACUGGAAGACAUCUUCGAAAGUCAGUCGCAUUUGUAUUUGGUCAUGCAGCUCGUAUCGGGGGGAGAGCUCUUUGACAGGAUUGUGGAAAAAGGUUUCUACACAGAAAGAGAUGCCAGCAAACUCAUUCGGCAGAUUUUAGAUGCAGUCAAGUAUCUGCAUGAUAUGGGCAUUGUGCACAGAGACUUGAAGCCAGAGAAUCUGUUGUACUACAGUAUGGAAGAGGACUCCAAUAUCAUGAUCAGUGACUUUGGCCUGUCUAAGAUCGAGGACUCGGGAAGUGUGAUGUCAACUGCCUGUGGGACACCUGGAUACGUAGCUCCAGAGGUCUUGGCACAAAAACCAUACAGUAAAGCUGUAGACUGUUGGUCCAUAGGAGUGAUUUCUUAUAUUCUCUUAUGUGGCUACCCUCCAUUUUACGAUGAAAAUGACUCCAAGCUGUUCGAGCAGAUUCUCAGAGCAGAGUAUGAGUUUGACUCUCCGUACUGGGACGACAUCUCUGACUCAGCCAAGGAUUUCAUCAGUCACUUGAUGGAGAAAGAUCCGACUCUGAGAUAUACAUGUGAACAGGCUUUACAGCACCCAUGGAUUUCUGGAGACACGGCUCUCGACAGGAACAUUCAUGAGUCUGUCAGCGCUCAGAUCAAGAAGAACUUUGCCAAAAGUAAAUGGAAGCAAGCAUUCAACGCGACAGCAGUGGUCAGACACAUGCGGAGACUGCAGCUGAGCACCAGCCUAGAGGGGCCGAGCCAAAUCACCCCCACCAGCCCCUACCACAGACACCUGCUCCUGCCCGCCAAAGAGCUCGACCAGGAGGAGCACGAGGACGAGGACGAAGACCACAACAGUUCCCCGAGUGCGGACGGGCGUCGAGGCAGUGCCGACCGGGACAGUCUCAGAAGCUGUGCGUACUGCUGCCGACCUACCAGCAGGAUCUGAAGCAGAACUCUGAGCCCAGCAGAACCUAGAGGAACCCAGUGGAACCACACAUGCACGUCCACCGCACCAGUCUGACCCGGAACACAGAGCUUUCCUGCUGGUGGGACGUGAGAGGAGAGCGUCAUUGUUCCAGACACUCAGACUUGGGUAUAUCAUAGACAGAUAUGUAACUCCUCUAUCGUUUUAAUUUGAUUACUAUUUCUGUACCCCAACCAAAGACUACAAUAUGUUUAAGUUGUACGUUUAUGGAAGGUUUAAUUUAUUUAUUUAUUUAAUUCUCAUUAUUUUUUUAAAGAAAAAGUUCAGGUCUGUACCCAUAGCAAUUUGGACUUUCUUGGAAAGCCACUAGUUAUACAAUGUCUUCACAAAUAUUAAUAUCUUAAUAAGCCCCACUUGCUCAGGCGAUAAGUUCAUGAG
Molecule: messenger RNA, 2077 nt
Organism: Sinocyclocheilus rhinocerous
Lineage: Eukaryota; Metazoa; Chordata; Actinopteri; Cypriniformes; Cyprinidae
Product: calcium/calmodulin-dependent protein kinase type 1-like
Exons: 12
Coding region: 482-1660 (392 amino acids)
Biological process (GO): protein phosphorylation
Molecular function (GO): ATP binding; protein kinase activity
Source: RefSeq, a predicted model, not a curated record